This is a messenger RNA of Helicoverpa zea (corn earworm), 2720 nucleotides long. Its product is annotated as ankyrin repeat domain-containing protein 29-like. The coding region runs from base 1 to 1155 and encodes 384 amino acids. Gene Ontology annotation, molecular function: protein binding. The record is from RefSeq and is a predicted model, not a curated record. The transcript has 11 exons. Lineage: Eukaryota; Metazoa; Arthropoda; Insecta; Lepidoptera; Noctuidae.
AUGGCUUCAGAAAACCGUACCCGUAUCCAGCAGAACGACCUUCUUCUUCAUGAGGCGGUGAUCAAGAACGAACCAGCAGCCGUUCGAGAAGCACUGGAGCGGCCGACCGAUGUCAACUGUAGGAACAAUUAUGGAAGGGCGCCGAUCCACUGGGCUGCCAGCAGAGGAAACGUCGAAAUUAUAAACUUGCUCAUAGAAUCCAAGUGUGAUAUAGAGGCUGCGGAUAAGUUCGGAAUGCGACCGUUGUUGAUGGCGGCGUGGCAUGGCCACCUAGAUGCCGUGAAAACCCUGGUGGCAGCCGGAGCCUGUCUUGCCGCUACUAAUAAAAAGCAAAAUGACCUACUCCAAUGCGCGUGUUCCCGGGGCUCAUUGGAUGUGGCAGAGUAUGCCAUAUCUCUGGGGGCUAAGGUUCAAACUUCUGAUGCAGCAGGCGACGCACCACUUGCAUUGGCAUCAAGGGCUGGACACACUGCAUUAGUGGAGUUAUUGCUACAAAAGGGUGCUUAUAUUGAUGCCGUCAAUAAGGUAGGUCGCACAGCCCUGCACGUGUCUUGCGAAGGUGGUCACUCUUCCACUGCUGCAUUCCUAAUCAACAAAGGCGCUUCCAAAGAGGCUCGAGACAACUCAGGACGAACUCCUUUACACCUGGCAGCCGUACAUCGACACACAGAACUCGUGAGAGUGCUGCUAGAUGCCGAAUGUCAUGUGGACGCGGUAGACAAUAAUGGUGUGACUGCAUUGCAAAUGGCGUGCGCCCAAGGCUGUCGUGGUAUUGUGGAACAUCUGCUCGCGUUUGGCGCGAAUGUCCAUAUGCAAAACAACGUUGGAUCGUCAGCACUUCAUGCUGCCUGUGCUGCUGACGCUACGGACAUCGUUGAACUGCUUCUAGCUCACGGAGCUGACCCAGCGCUUACUGAUCAGUGGUCGCAAUCCCCGGUGAGCGUGGCUGGUGGGGCGGCGGAAGGUCCCCCUGAGGGUUUCCGAAGAGCAGCGAGAGGCUCAUUCUCCGCCAUCCUGGACCUGCUGACUGCCACUGCCAACUUGGAGAUACCACACCAGGAAUCUGACGGCUCAGCGUCGCCGCGUGCUGAUGACAGGUCCAGGGGCCACUCUCCCGCCCCCAGUGAAGGCGUGGAGCACAACAAUGAGAGGUGAUGGUCGGCCAGCACUCUCCUCGACCGGCUGGCUCAGCGAGGCUUCGCGGCCGACACCAGGCUUGCACUGCCACCCACAGGUUGUGCCCGCUACCGCGAGCUAUGCUACCGCGCGGCGCACGCGCACGUGCCGGAGGACGCGGCGCCGCGGCCGUGCGACUGCGCCAACUGCUCGGCGCGGCGCCACUCCGCCAACGCGCCAUGAGACUGGGCCGCCGUGGCCACUACCGCAGCCCUCACAAGGCCAAUACCUGCGCUGCCUACACACCUAGCCCGCCGAAAUUGAGUGGCUCACGGCCUGUAUUUUAGCCUCGUGUUUUGCCAAUACUUGAUGCAUUUUCAAUAUUCGGUGUUUCUUAAAAUAAUUUCGAUUUUUCAGUCUUUCUGGAUGUGAUAACAAAUUUAGCUGUUUCCAUAUUAUGCUCAAAUAACAUUAUUUGGAAUUUCCAAUCAACUUUUUAUGUAAUAUAUGUGUGAUGUUUAUUUUAUAAGUUCCAUAUCCCCAUUGUACCUGCUAUGUCCUAAAUUUGAUGUUCAUAUCAUAAUGAUAAAAAGCUAUUUUACCUUUGCCUAUUUCAAGCCAUUUAAACACUCAAAAAUGUCUGCUCUCUGACUAGAUGUCACUGCUGCUUAGAUGUAAUUAAUUCGAUAUGAGGCCUUCCAAUACAAAGGAACAAAUAAGUCAAUUCCAAGUAAGCAGUUAGCAUCAUCUGUUGUAAAUAUUCGCUUCUAUCCUAGUGCCUUACCCGAUCCGCUUGUCGAUUUCAAUCAUUCAUUACAUUAUCCACUAUAUUCUGCACUAUUAUUGAAUUCAUGCAAUGUAGGAUUAUAUUCCAUACAUUAAAAAAUGUGCACAUCCAAAAUCGCUUUUGUAAUUAAGGAAAGAAACGCAUCGCAAGCGUUAAUAUUAAAUACAAAGGUAAAUUAAUGUAAUUAUGUAAAAAAUGUCUGUCCAUCGGUGAUAAGAUUAAAAUGACCUAGUGUAAGCUUUGUAAUAAAAUAAUGUGGAAAUUAAAUUUACACAGUUUAUUUAGACGAUUCUCUACAUAAGAAUUUCCGUAACACUAAUUUAUUAUAAAGAACACGUUUAAUAUAAAAAUCUAAGCCAAAAUAUUAACUUAGUUGUAAUGUGUAGGUGGCUAUCAUUAUCUCUAUGGUCCAGAAUAUUGAACUGCUAAACUAUAAUUAAAAUUCAUGUGUGCUAAAAGUAUCAUGACCUCUUAAUUUUAGAGCCUAAUAUUAAUAUUAGAUAUAUCUAGAUGUAAUUUCUAAAUUAAAAUCAUCUGACCUAAUGUAAUACCUGUCCAUCGGCGUAACUUUAAACGAUUUAUAAUAAUUAUAAUAAUGUACAUUAACUUCUAUUUUAUAUUACAUCGUUAAAAAUUAUAAACAUUAAUUUUAAUUACAUACAUUUUUAACUUCUGAUCUAUUUUCGAUUGUACUUACCCGAUGUCAUUAAAUUUUAAUCGUACAUUAUUUAAAUAUUAUUAACAAGGCCUACCUACUCGAGUUAUAAAAUGUAAUUUAAAAUGAUUCAAAAAUAAAAAAAUAUGAUUAUUAUAAAAA